Molecule: messenger RNA, 2901 nt
Organism: Neoarius graeffei (lesser salmon catfish)
Lineage: Eukaryota; Metazoa; Chordata; Actinopteri; Siluriformes; Ariidae
Product: rab5 GDP/GTP exchange factor-like
Exons: 9
Coding region: 181-1500 (439 amino acids)
Biological process (GO): vesicle-mediated transport
Cellular component (GO): cytosol; endocytic vesicle
Molecular function (GO): zinc ion binding; guanyl-nucleotide exchange factor activity; small GTPase binding
Source: RefSeq, a predicted model, not a curated record
ACACGAGAGUAGCAUGCUAAAGUAGUGUGCUUACUAAUAGUGCUGAGGAGCCUCAGCCUUCUGUUAUAGCAUCCAAGCUAGUGUGCUAGUGCGCAGUUUGGGAUGUUUCUCUCUUUGUAAGUUGACGUUGUUGCUGCUACAGGAAGUUGGUGUUGAGGUGAAGGAGUGGAUCUGAGAAGGAUGUGGGCUGAGCAGACACGAGGGAUCCACGUUACACAGGCUGAGCUGCUCUGCAAAGAUGGCUGUGGGUUUUAUGGCAACCCGGCCUGGCAGGGAUAUUGUUCCAAAUGCUGGAGAAAAAGGACGCGCAAGACUGAAAGCAGCAAAGAGGAUCAUGGGCUCCAUGAUGACGGAAGUUCCCAGCUUAACUUGUCUAAAACCGAAGAGAAGAAAAUUGUGGAGAAGGGUAGAAAGUCCAGCAGUAUUAUGCGACUCUUCUGGGGGAGUUCUUCACCACCACGACAAGAGUCACUUGAAGGCCGUGAAGCAGCCCUGAAGGCCUUCCAGAGUUUGGAUCCUGGCGAUUUCCCCGGCUUUCUCAAACUGCUGCGCAAGCCAUCCUCCCAACGUCUGCAGUCCUGCUGCACAGCCUUCCUCAACACCAUCGAUGCUUACCAUGACUUGCCUGUACAGAAGCAGUCUGACCUGGUGCAGGAUUUCUACCAGAAUAUUUCUGCUCACUUCAAUGGUCUGCCUGAGCAGCAGGUUUCUCAGAUGAUGGAACAUGUCGAGAAGUUCAUCAUGACUCGUCUCCACAAGUGGGUCUUCUGCCAUGACAGCUGCGAUGAUGAACAGAAGGAUCUAACACUCCAGAGAAGGAUCAAGUCAUUGAACUGGGUUACUCCUGAGAUGCUGCGCGUGCCUUUUCCACAGGGUAGCUCAGACAACAGUGACCCGUAUUUAUCAGGAAUUACAGCCAUCAUAGAGAUGGAUGCCAAGCGUGCGCCUCAGGAUAAACUGACCUGUUUGUUCAAGUGCAGUCAGCAUAUUUUUCAGGCGCUCGCCUCCGAGAACAGGCAGCCAGCGAAUGCAGAUGACUUCUUGUCCGCUCUGAUUUACGUCGUACUGAGGGCCAACCCUCCCCGUCUGCACUCCAACAUAAACUACGUUGUCCGCUUUGGUCUGCCACACAGCCUGAUGGCAGGGGAGAGCGGCUACUACUUUACAAACCUGUCAUGCACUGUUGCCUUCAUUGAGAAGCUGGACGGCCCGGCUCUUAACCUCACCCCAGAGGAGUUUAAUAGGUAUAUGCAAGGCCGAAGAAUGCCUUCUGAGCCAGCAGAAUGCACUGGUCAGAGGAGAGCCCAGGAAAACCGAGAGCAGUUGGAAAAACUAAAGAACCGACAGGAGAAGGUCGAACAAGGUGUGCGUGCUUUUCAGGAACAGCUGGAUUUGUGGGUACGUUCUGUACAGGACCAGAUAGAUGAAGUCAGGACUCAGUCAAUGUUGGUCCUGAAAGAUGAUGUAGCUGAAGCUCAGCCUGAAAAGACUGUGUGCUGACUGUUAUUUAAAGAAAGCAGUUUCCAUUUUGUUUGUGUGCUGAAUCUGCACUGUUGGAAUUAAAAAAAAAAAGACGGAUGGUACAAAAUUUUGUAGCUUCUGUUACUUCACACUGGUGCUGGAAUCUAGAAUUUGGCAGAUUGAAAAAUUAAUUAGCACUGUUUUUGCACUUGUGUACAGAUGAUGAAAAGUAAAUAUUGAAAUAUUCAACGAAGGACCAGGGUGUGUGGUUUUUUUUUUUUUUGUUUUUUUCCUCCCCCCUCCUUUCCUCCCCACAAUAUGGAGAGGAAAAGCAUAUUCAAACUCUGUUGCUACUCACCAAGUUUGCAGUAUGCCCUUUUGUCCUUGUAAAUGUUGAUGAAAACAGCAUUUGUUACAGUUAAAGAUGGAGGUCUGCAUCAGUUUGGGCAAGGUAAUUUUUCUCCUCUGCUAAUGCGCCAUAUAAAAAUUAUUUCCUUACUUUCUUAGUCUCAGGGUUUCAUUUAUAAGCUUAUGACUUGGCUCACUUGCCAUCAACGUGUCACCUUCAUCACUCCUGUUUUAGCUCGUGUGACUUGCAGGUCACAGUUUGAAGCUGUUCAUCAGGGAAGAAAAGUUGCCACAAGUGAGCACAGCAAGGUCAUCAGUAAAUACUCCUGACUUCUGCACAGUUUUUUGGAAGAUCAUGACAGCAAGUUAAUGUCAGCUUGUUCUUAAGCUUUAGACUACACUAGAUGUAGCACUAAAACCUUGGAGCUAUAGUACAAUUAAAAUCUCAAUAUUUUGUUCAUCUGCUUAGAAAAAGUACCAUGUCAUCCAGUAAACACUAGUUAAGGCAUUUGUUGGAUGGAGUAGCCUGAAAUCACUGGAAAUCUAUGCAUAUAAACAUGCAAAACUUUUAGAUUUUACUAUCUGGGUGUUGAUGCUACAUGGGUUCUAUGGAGCACUGGUGGAUUUACUCAGUGUUUUUUGAAUUGCAGUACUACUACAAAAUCUUCUGGCAAAUUAAUGUUAAGUAAUGACCUUUUUAUGUGGCUUUUCACAAAAUGUUUGUUUACAGAUGUUAUAUUUUGUUAUAACUCUUGGGUUUUGUGUAUCUGGUGUUUUAAAAAAAAAAAUUGCACAAAACAAGCAGAAGCUGGUAGUUAAGUGUUGAAUGGAGAUGGAUAUACCAUAGAUGCAGGACAUGCCUAUGAUCUUUCUCUUCCGAUAAGCAGUGGUGAGAUUGUUCUGAAUAAGCAGUGUGUGUGUCCCCAUACUGAUAAUUUAGUGAAGUAUGAUGCAGUCUAUGCAGUUAUUAAUGAACUGUGAAAUUAUGUAUCUCUUCUUUUUUCCACUCUGGAUUGUUUAUUUACGUAUUUAAAAUGAAGGCUUGUUAAAUAAAUGUGAAUUUAAAGUUAUCAAUAAAAAAAAUUCAGCAAA